Ambispora gerdemannii is the source of this 2142-nucleotide messenger RNA. NCBI's taxonomy places the organism in Eukaryota, Fungi, Glomeromycota, Glomeromycetes, Archaeosporales, Ambisporaceae. The record is from the annotation of a GenBank genome assembly.
AUGAAAUAUAGGUCAACGCGCGGUUCCCCUAAAUCACUUAGCUUUUCAGAAGCCGUCUUGGUAGGUCUUGCUGAAGACGGUGGCUUAUUAAUUCCUCAUUACAUUCCUAACCUUCCUAUCGGUUGGCAUACAACCUGGCGAAACCUUCCUUACACAACCCUCGCCCAUAAAAUUUUUUCUUUGUAUAUUCCUAACUCGGAAAUACCUUCAAAAGAUCUGGAAAACAUUAUCACUCGCUCGUAUAACAGUUUCAAAACACCGGUUGUUGCUCCUUUGGUUAAAAUAAAGCCAAAUUUAUACAUCUUAGAGUUAUUCCAUGGACCAACUUUCGCUUUUAAGGAUGUUGCUCUACAGUUUCUAGGAAAUGUGUUCGAAUAUUUUUUGGAGAAGCAGAACGCAAAAAAAAGCAAUGCUGAAGAAUUGAAUAAAAUUACCGUUAUAGGAGCGACUAGUGGGGAUACUGGAGGUGCCGCUAUUUAUGGCUUACGUGGUAAAAAGAAUAUCUCCGUAUUUAUACUACAUCCUCGAGGAAAAGUCUCACCAAUACAAGAGGCCCAAAUGACCACUGUACCAGACAGCAAUGUUUAUAAUUUAGCGGUAGAAGGGACUUUUGAUGAUUGUCAGGAUAUCGUAAAAGCCUUAUUCAAUGAUACCCUAUUUAACCAAAAAUUUCACCUUGGUGCGGUUAAUUCAAUCAAUUGGGCCAGAAUACUCGCUCAAAUAGUCUACUAUUUUCACUCAUACUUUCAAUUACUUGAUUCUUUAAAUAUUACACCUGAUUCUCACAAUAUCCCUAGUGUAAAGUUACAAUAUAUAGUGCCCACGGGAAACUUUGGUGAUGUGCUUGCAGGAUAUUAUGCCAAAAAAAUGGGAUUACCGAUUGAUUCAUUGGUUAUUGCUACAAAUUCCAACGAUAUUUUAGAUCGAUUUUAUAAGAAUGGCAGAUACGAGAAUUCAGGUGUGGUUGAAACUCAUAGUCCAGCGAUGGAUAUCGCAAUAUCAAGUAAUUUUGAAAGAUGGUUAUGGUACCUGGCAUAUGAAGAGACUGAGUAUGACGAAGAAAUACGGGAAGAAAUAGACGAAAGAGUAAAUCGCGCAGGUCUUCGUGUUAAGAAUUGGAUGCAUGAUAUGAGAUCCGGUAAAGGAUUGCUAAUUGGAGAUGAACUUAAAAAAGUUGCACGUCGUGAUUUCAAUAGUGACCGAGUAACAGAUCAAGAGACGUUGGACACAAUUAAUCGUUAUUACUCUUGCAAAUCUAAAGACCAACUUUCCUCGUAUGUUUUUGAUCCACAUACCGCAGUAGGUGUGACUGCAGCGGAAAGACAACAUGUGACUAGUGAAAUAUAUCAAAUAUGCUUAGCGACAGCACAUCCCGCCAAAUUUUUUAAUGCUGUUGAAAAGGCACUUGAAAAUAUACCUUCUUUUAGAUUUGAUGCAAUCACACCUCCGGAAUUUGAAGGAUUAUUGGAAAAGGAAAAACGAGUCAUCAAUGUAGAUCGUGCUGAUCCAGAACUGGUAAAAGAGAUUAUAGAACGCGAGUUGAAAACAAACAACACCACCAAGACGUCAUCGAUUUCUUUAAUUGGCAAAUUCAUAGACACUUUAGAUUUUUCUGCCAAGAAACAUUCUUUUCAAAGACGUAAAGAUCCUCAACAAACCCCUUAUAUAAACCACCCAAUCGGUGUUGCUAAAAUCUUGACCGAUGCCGGAAUUGAUGAUCUUGCCACCAUCCAAGCGGCCAUUUUGCACGAUACGGUUGAAGAUACUGAUACGUCAUUCGAAGAACUUGAAUUACAUUUUGGAAAAGAGGUAAGAGACCUUGUAGAAGAAUGCACGGAUGAUAAAUCUCUGCCAAGAUUGGAUCGUAAGCGUCUACAAAUUGAAAGCACACCACACAAAUCGAAUAAAGCAAAAGCGAUAAAACUCGCUGAUAAAUUGAACAACUUACGCGAUUUGGUACGUGCUACACCCAUUGGUUGGUCAAUUCAAAGAGUCCAAGAAUAUUUUAUUUGGGCUAAAAAAGUCACAGAUGGAAUUGAAGGUGUAAAUGAAAAACUCGAGGCAGAACUUGAUGAAUUAUACCGGGAUGCUACACUUGAAUUUGAAGGUCAAACUUAUAAAGGUCACCCUGAAUACAGAUGA